Molecule: messenger RNA, 5040 nt
Organism: Eimeria acervulina
Lineage: Eukaryota; Apicomplexa; Conoidasida; Eucoccidiorida; Eimeriidae
Exons: 3
Coding region: 1-5040 (1679 amino acids)
Biological process (GO): chromatin remodeling; positive regulation of DNA-templated transcription; regulation of transcription by RNA polymerase II
Cellular component (GO): SWI/SNF complex; brahma complex; nucleoplasm
Molecular function (GO): nucleosome binding
Source: RefSeq, a predicted model, not a curated record
AUGACCAGUACGGGGGCUGAAGCGUCUCCAGCAGCGACAGCAGCAGCAGCAGCAACAGCAGCAGCAGAGGCAGAAACAGAAGCAACAGCAGAAGCAGCAGCAGCAACAACAACAACAACCACAACCACAACAACGACAGCACAUGAUGGAGAGCAUUCGCCUCAUGCUGCUGAAACCCUAUUUGCACAGGAGGAGGUUGGGAGCCCCAAGCCUCUAGCAGCAGCAGCAGCAGCAGCAGCAGCAGCUCCAAAGGGAGCAGCAGCAGCAGCGCCAGAGGUAGCAGCAGCAGCACCAACACCACCAGAGUCAGCAGAAACAGCAGCACCCGACGCGGCAACAGCAGCACCAGAGGCAGAAGCAGCAGCAGCACCAGAGGCUGAAGCAGCAGAAGCAGCAGCAGAGGCAGCCGCAGGAGAACAACAAAAAGAAACAUCAGAGGAUGCGAGUCUCAGCAAUGAUGGAACGCAGGGGAAUCGGCGGCAGGCAGCAGCAGCAGCAGCAGCAGCAACAACUGCAACAGCAGCAACAGCAACAGCAGCAAAGGUGCAGCAGCUGCAGCAGCGCGCACUUCAUCAUUUCUUCCCCUCAUGCCCGCCGCCCCCCUCCCCAAAAAAGCAAACGAGGAGACGCACCAGGCUGCAGCAACAGCAGCAGCAACAGCAGCAACAGCAGCAGCAGCAGCAGCAGCAGGAAGAGGGAAUCGUAGUUUCAGAUGCAUGUGAGCCCGUGAUAGCAACCCCUCCCAGAACCAAGAGGAAAAGCCGCAUGUCUCAACUUGCUGCUGCUGCUGCUGCUGCUGCUGCGCAAAGCAGCAACCGCGAUGAUGCAUCUGCUGCUGCAGCAGAGGGGGAGCCAAAGGGUCCCGGCCUCAAGAGGAGCCGCAGGCUAAUGCAGCGCAGGAAUUCCACUGCUGCUGCUGCUGCUCCUGCUGCUGCUGCUGCUGCUGAGGAGGAGGAGGAGGAUGGGGGGGAAGACACGCAACAGCAUAAGAGACCCCCUCCUAUGGACGAUGUUGUGAGUGUUGAGACGAUCGAUGUGGACGACGACGGGCAGCAGCAGCAGCAGCAAAAGCAGCAGCAGCAGCAGCAGCAGAAGCAGCAGCAGCAGCAACAGAAGCAGCAGCAGCACCAAAGACACAUGGAAGGAGAAGUAAAAGGGCUUACAGGCCCCUGGAGUCACAUUUUUGGGGGGCCCCGCAAAGCAGCAGCAGCAGCAGCAACAGCAGCAGCAGCAGGUCCGCGAGCUUCUCCGCGGGAGAGGAAGGGGAAGGCUGCAGCAACUUCUACCCGCUCGCCUUCAAGCAGCAACAGCAGCAGCAGCGUUAAAACAUUCAGGGGGGGGCCCUCAAGAGCGCAAGGGGAGCUGGGGGCCGCGCAGCAGCAGGAGGUGAUUCAGCGUCGGCAGCAGCGGCAGCAGCAGCAGCAGGAACAGGAGCAGCAGGAGCGUCUCCGCAUGCUGCAGGAGCAGCACGCUGCAGCAGCAGCAAGUCGUGACUGGCUUGAUCGUCUCUCUUGUUUGCUGCUGCCUCCUUAUAAAGGCUCUAUUGAGGGUUUGCAGCAGUUGCUAGCAGCAGUACCAGAGGCUCAGCCCUCUUGUUGGGGUGUAUGCACAGCUGCUCCCACUGUCUUCCUCUCGGGGCCGUUUGUCUUCACCUCCGAAGCUGCUCUUCGUUCAGCUAUUGAGGCUGCAGGUGUAUUGACAACGCGCUGUCGGCGGCGGGCCCGCUGCACGGUUACGGGGUGUCUAGCUCCUCCUGACUGCACAGAAGCAGCAGCAGUAGCAACAGCAGCAACAGCAGCAGCAGCGGGAGGCGAGGCCAUGGUAAGCGAAACCCAAGUGUUAGAGGCCCUGGGGCUGUCGCUUGAAGCUGCUGCAGCAAGGUUCUCCCCCGUGCACCCCCGCAGCUGCCAGCCGCUUGCUGCGCUCGUCACCCAGGUGCUUAGCGGCGUACUGCAGCAGCGGCAGCAGCUGCUGCAGCAGCGGCAGCUGCAGCUGCAGCAGCAACAGCCGGAGAUCCAGCGCACACAUCUUCAACAGCAAGAACGAGACCAGCAGGAGGAAUACUUGCGGUCACAGCCCCCAGAAGAUGAAAUGGAGGUUGAUCUGCAGCAGCAGCAGCAACGGCAACAGCAGCAGCAAGAGCAGCAGCAGCAACAGCAACGUAAGGAAGAGAUUAAGACGAAAGUUGAGCAGCAGCACGAGCACAUGCAACAGGACGAAACAGAAGGGGGAAAGGAAAACCGGUUGUGUCCUUGGGGUGCUGUGCAGCAGCCACAGCAACAGCAGCAGCAGCAACAGCAACAGCAGCAGCAGCAGAUUGGAGAUAAGUUGGAUUUGCUGUUCUUGAGAGAGACGUGGCCUGUUGCUUUCAGACCUGUCUCAGCUGCGGAGAUAGGGGGCCACGAUGAUGCUGCUGUUGCUCUUCAUGCGUUGCUAUCUGCUGCUGCUCGCUCCUGUGCUGCUGCUGCUGCUGCUGCUGGGCAGCCUGUUGCAGCGCCUCCCAGCGCAGCAGCAGCAGCAGCAUCAGCAGCAGCAGCAGCAACCUGCGCGGGGCGAGAAAAGAAGAAACGCCGCACUCGAGGGGGGUCCCUACGAGAUGAUGAUAAGGAAGCUCCAGACCCCCCACCGGGUGUAUUGAUAGUGCUAAUGCCUCCGAAGACAGGGGGAAAGGCUUUGGUUUAUCUUGCUGCUUUAGCUUCUCGUUUUGCUGCAGCACAAGAGGAGACACUUCGGGAGGCUACGCACAUUGAGGGCCUUAUGCAGUCAUUCUUGUCUCACGCUGCAGAGCCGAAGACCCCAGCAGCAACAGAAGCUGCUGCUGCUGCUGCAGCACCCACAGCAGCAGCAACAGCAGCAGCAGGAGAGGCCCCUCUGCAGCCGCUGGUGCGCCUUAGUGUGUAUGACCUCUGGUCUCUAUCAAAAAAACACCUGCAGCGUUUGCUGCUGCGCCGGCGGGAGGUGGGCGUUCGGGGGCCCCCCGUUCAAGGCGACGAUGUAUCUGCUGCUUCUGCUGCAGCACGAGCUGCUGCAGCAAAUGCAGCAUCCGCUGCAGCAGCUCCUGACGUCUGUAUUGCGGUCUGGAGAGAGGGUGAAGACGCUGCCUCGGCGCGUGCAGCAGCAGAAAGCCUCAUAGAAGAUGCCUUAAAAGAUGCUGCCGGAAAGGGGGGGGCCCGUGGCUCUGCUGCUGCUGCUUCAAGGCAGCAGCAGCGCAGCAGAUGUGCGGAUACACCCGAAGAUGACGCAGCAGACACGGGGAGAAACCUCGUCGCCUUUGUAGAGCUCUCAAGACCGCCUAGGGAGGCGUUCAUUCAGCGGCUAAUGGCUAUCCUUCGGGGGGCCCUCUUAGUGCAGGUAGACCGCCGCUUUGUAAGCCUCGUGCUGGAUGCUACGGGGCCCCCCAAUGAAGAAGAAACUCCUUCUUUAGGGGCUGCUCUCAACUGUCUGCACAUAGUACUUCGAACCCACCCGCACCUGCGGCACUUGCAUGCAGCAGCAGCAGCUGUUGCUGCUGGUGAUGGUGGUGGCGCUGCUGCUGCUCCUGGGGGAGAAGCUCCCCCAGAAGGAGAUGUUAAGCUGUCCGCAGCAGGAAAAUCAGAAGCAGCAGCAGCAGCAGAGGUGCCUGUAACAGCCGCAGCAGCAGCAGCAGAAACAGGAGGCAUCUUGCUGCCGUACGAAGAGCCGCCUUGGGUUGAGACUUUAGCUGAGCGGCAGCAGCGGUGGCAGCAGCAGGAGUUGCUGCUGCAGCACUUUGUGAUUCCUCCCUUAGAGAAGCCUCUGGAGCUACCGUGGGGCCUCGCUGAGGCCCCGUUGCUGCCGGCAUGGCGGCUGCAGCGCGGCAGCAAAGGGCAGCAGCUGCAGCUGCUGUCUUUCCUCAACACCCAGACACAAGACAUCUUAGUGGCUCCUUUGCAUGCAAUUGAUUUGCUGUUCUGUAAACUCGUAGCCUGGCGCGAGGGGCCCCUGGGGGCCCUGUCUUCGGAUGGCGGCGCUGCUGCUUCUGCUGCUACUACUACUGGUGCUACUGCCGCUGCUGCUGCUGAGCAGACAGAGGAGAUGAGGAGACAGUGCAUGCGAAGGAACAUACACUUCAUUUUAAGGGCCUAUCUCUCAGCAGCAAAGAUGCUUAAGUGGGAAGACAUGGCUAAGGGACCCCUAGCAGACGCAGGCGACGAAGCAGCUUGCGUUUUAGGGGUUGAGACAAAGACAGAGAGAGGAGGAGGAGACUCUGGGGGCCCCUCUUCCUGCCGGGUAGAUGCAUGCACACUUGCUGCUGCUGUUGGGAAGAUGGCGCCGAUGUGUCUGGCCCCUGUCUCCUCUCCUGCUGCUGCAUCUACAGCAUGCGAGCUGGUAGGGGAGCUCACGCUGGGGGCAGUGGCCCUGCUGCAGCACGGAGACCUUCCGGAGGCGUUGCAAUAUCUAGACAGCGGCUCUGCUGCUGCUGUGCUGCAGCGCAGACGUCUUCAGUCUCUUGCGCUGCAGCAGCGGCUCGCCACCCGCAAACGCAUGCAAAAAGCAGCUGAGGGGCCCCAGAGGGCAGUGCUGCUCUCUCAACGGCUCACUGCGUUGGCUGUCAGCAGCUUAGCAGCAAGUUGCAGGAAGCAGCAUCAGCAGUCUCUAACUGGUGCUGCUACUUCCCCAUCAUCUUCUUGCUUUGUUGAGAUCGUUGAUGCAGAAGAGGCGAGCAGCACGAGCUGUCCAUACACCGCAGAAGCUAUUGCAAUUGAUGACGAGAGCUGCGACGCGGGUCUGGGGGCCCCCGGGGGCCCCCAGGCCCCCGAAGAGGAGGAAAUAGACAUCAUGGAGGCUUUAGAGAAUUAUAACACAAUUGGGGUUAUGGCGUUCGCCUCAGUUAGUACUAUCCUUCACGGAGGAGACGAGCUGCGUCAGGCGUUGCUAGAGAAAGCAGCAGCGAAGCACCCAAGGGCUGCUACUGGCAAAAGUAAAGGAGGGAGGGGGGGUAACAGAGGCAAAGGAGCAGCACUAGACACGCAAGCAAAACUCGAGUCAAUCCUCUCAACCCUUGAAUGCCACGCCAACUAA